Messenger RNA from Lotus japonicus, 1112 nucleotides. RefSeq names its product F-box protein SKIP19-like. The record is from RefSeq and is a predicted model, not a curated record. NCBI's taxonomy places the organism in Eukaryota, Viridiplantae, Streptophyta, Magnoliopsida, Fabales, Fabaceae. The transcript has 2 exons. The coding region runs from base 1 to 750 and encodes 249 amino acids. Gene Ontology annotation, molecular function: protein binding.
AUGGGUCCAAACUGGCUUGAUCUUCCGAUAGACGUGACUGCAUUUAUACUUCAAAAGCUCAGUGUUGCAGAUAUUUUGACAAGUGCACGUCAAGUUUGCUCUUUGUGGUGGAAUAUCUGUAAGGACCCUCUCAUGAUGCGCUCCAUUGACCUGACCUUAUGCCGGAACUAUCCAGCCUAUAUGUUAAGGGCCUUUUGUCGCUACGCUGUUGAUCAAAGUUGCGGUCAUUUGGAAGACAUUACUAUUGAGUAUUUUGCAACUGAUGAUUUUCUCAAAUACAUAGCCAGCAGCAGCAGCCAUCUGCGUCGCUUGCGGCUUCCAUAUUGCAGUGAAAUUUCUGAGAAAGGAUUGAUUGAGGUUGCUAAGAAACUUCCACAUUUAGAGGAACUUGUUGACAUUUCAUAUAGCCCUCUAACUAAGGAUUCACUUCAAGCUAUUGGUCGAUGUUGCCCACAUUUGAAAGUAUUAAAAUUUUACAAUGGUCCAUUAUAUCCAAGUUUCAAAGAUGAGGAGGCGUUUGCUAUUGCACAAACCAUGCCUGAACUACGCCAUCUACACAUUGUGGGAUUUAACUUUCUCAGUAAAGAUGGCUUGCAUGCUAUUCUUGAUGGUUGUCCUCUUCUUGAAUCUCUUCACAUACUACAUAGUUACAAUAUUGAUUGGAGGACGAAUGAAACUUUGAGGAAACGGUGUCUUGAGCAUAUCAAAGAGGUGCAGCUGCCACGCAAGGCAUAUGAGAUAAAGUAUUAAGAUAAAAACUUCACUGGAUACUACUGUUUUGAACGGCAAGGUUUUGUUCAAGAGACUCAAAUGUUUGCUGUUUUAAGGGAUUGGAAAUGUAAGCUUAAUUACACUUUUGAUUCCCUACUUAUAUAUCUUUUAUGCGAAAAUGGUCUCUAAAUUUUAAAAAAACCAAUUUUGGUCCACAUGUUUCCAUUGGACGGAAAUGGGAUGGAAAAUCAAAAGUGCAAGGUAAAUGUGUGAGAUCAAAUUAGAAUUUUUGAAGUUUAGGAAUCACUUUCAUACAAAGUGUAUAAAUGGGGAUAAAAAAUGUAAUUAAGUCUUUAAUAUAUUUGUUUUUGCUAUUUUUUCAAAGUGUAAAUCAGCUUCGA